GCCUUCCGUUUGCUUCUUCUACGGUUCCAUCAUUGAUCGAAACCCCAGCAAACACAUCAAAUAAAACUUAAAAAGACAUAAAACAUAAGGAUCCUCUGCCUUUCAAUUACAUCUCUCUUUGUACGAUCUGCUCUGCUAAAAUCUCUCUUAGAAACCUAUUCAAAAACUGAACUUUAUCCAAUCCAAAAAUCAAGCCAAACCCUUUAAAUAUCUCCCUCCAAUCUAUUUCUCAAAAGGAAACAUCAGAUUUUCAAUCAUGGGAUUUGAUAAAGAAGCAAGUUCAUCUUCACAUGUUUUGAAGAUACCUCGGUUUCCAAGAGAAGACACCCCUUUAUUAAGCAAGAGACCUCCAGUUUCUUCUCAAGGCAAGACCUUUGCAAAUGUUUUCAUAGCUAUAGUUGGUGCAGGAGUUCUUGGCUUACCUUACACUUUCAAGAAAACAGGAUGGGUUAUGGGCUCUAUCAUGGUUUUCUCCGUUGCUUUCCUGACUUACUAUUGCAUGAUGUUGUUAGUGCAUACUCGUAGAAAGCUUGAAUCUUUAGAAGGAUUCUCAAAGAUUGCAUCUUUUGGUGAUCUGGGUUUUACUGUUUGUGGCCCUAUAGGUCGUUUUGCUGUUGAUAUUAUGAUUGUUCUUGCACAAGCUGGGUUUUGUGUUAGCUAUCUUAUUUUUAUUGCUAACACUUUAGCUUAUGUUGUUAAUCAUCAAUCCGGUGAUAGAAUUUUGGGCUUUUUGAGUCCCAAAGCUUUGUAUAUAUGGGGUUGUUUUCCUUUUCAGUUGGGGUUGAAUUCAAUUCCAACGUUGACCCAUUUGGCCCCACUUAGUAUUUUUGCUGAUGUUGUUGAUCUUGGAGCUAUGGGAGUGGUUAUGGUAGAGGAUGUGAUGGUAUUUUUGAAAAAUAGGCCAGCUUUAGAAGCUUUUGGUGGGUUCUCUGUUUUCUUUUAUGGUUUAGGUGUGGCUGUUUAUGCCUUUGAGGGAAUUGGUAUGGUAUUGCCAUUGGAGACUGAAGCUAAACACAAGGACAAUUUUGGUAGAGUGUUGGGGUUAUGUAUGGCUUUCAUUUCUUUGUUGUAUGGAGGUUUUGGGGUAUUGGGUUACUUUGCUUUUGGUGAAGAUACCAAGGAUAUAAUCACUACCAAUUUGGGACCUGGACUACUGAGCAAUCUUGUGCAGAUUGGUUUGUGUGUGAAUCUGUUCUUUACAUUCCCAUUGAUGAUGAAUCCAGUUUAUGAAGUGGUGGAGAGAAGGUUUUGUGAUUCUAGGUAUUCUAUAUGGCUGAGAUGGGUAGUUGUUUUGGGAGUGAGUUUGGUGGCUUUGUUGGUGCCUAAUUUUGCAGAUUUCUUGUCUCUAGUAGGGAGCAGCGUGUGUUGUAUUCUGGGGUUUGUGUUGCCUGCUUUGUUUCAUCUGUUGGUGUUCAAGGAAGAGCUGGGUUGGAAUGGUUUGCUUUUGGAUGGGGCUUUUGUGGUUUUUGGUGUCAUCAUUGCUGUCACCGGUACCUGGUCUUCCUUGAUGGAGAUAUUUGCAUCCAAGACCUCUUGAGUUACUUGACUAUGUUCUCCAGUUUUGAGCAGUUAUUAAUUAGAUUUCUGUAUUCAUCUAUUGAAAAUAUUACAAGUUGUAAUAAAAUAAACUGAUUGGUGGUGCAUUCCAGCAGGUGCAGACACCGCUAUUCUACUGGCAUGCUCGUUGGUGCAACAAAGGGGCAAGUGUGUGCUUGGCAUUGUAAAAUGUUUGAAGUUGUGUUUUUUUAAAAUAUAUAUUUGGUUAUUCUAUUUUUUUCAUCUUAAUAUCAAUUCAAUAAAAUUUUGUUGUAUGUACAUUUUUUUUUAA
Molecule: messenger RNA, 1828 nt
Organism: Populus trichocarpa (black cottonwood)
Lineage: Eukaryota; Viridiplantae; Streptophyta; Magnoliopsida; Malpighiales; Salicaceae
Product: amino acid transporter AVT3C
Exons: 2
Coding region: 257-1537 (426 amino acids)
Biological process (GO): amino acid transmembrane transport
Cellular component (GO): vacuolar membrane
Molecular function (GO): amino acid transmembrane transporter activity
Source: RefSeq, a predicted model, not a curated record